GAUUAUUUCUGCGAGAUUUAGAAAGCAGAGCCUCGAGUAUCAGAGGCUAAUUUGCUUUUGUUCCAAGGGUCUGUACAGAAUUAUUGUGUGAUGGAUUUUUGCUAGCAAAUUACGCUAGCACAUUUUUCAAACAAAAUGGUAAUACUAAUCAUGUAACAAUGGCUUCUUCGCGUAAAAGGCUUCUUUUUGGUGUGCAGAACUUUUCUCUGGUAAAAAUAAUUACCCUUUUGGCUUGAUGAAUGGAACAAAUCAUGGAGGUAGCCGAGCUGUUAAAUCAGCUUGAAUCAAAUCAACCUGAAAUUGUAGAAGAAAGCAAGGAUACGUUUCGUGAAAUCUUCCUUGGUACCAAAGAAUCAUGGCUUGUGAAUGGUCUGUGUGACUACUACCUAUCAACUAGCUCAUCAAGGACGGUUGAAAUAUUGGUGGGUGUUCGUGAGCCUCAUGAUAGGUACCUUUUUGACAGGUUGUCGGAUUUACUGAAAGGUUCAUCAAAACUUCAAGGACUGACAUUGCUAGGUCAUGUCGUGAGAAGGCAUCCAGCAUGGAUUUACAAAAUUGGUCAGCAUACCCUUCUUAAGGAAUUGCUGAAGUUACUGAAGGCAGAGACUGAUAUUCUACCUCUUAUGAGUGCUCUCCUCGUGUUAAUUGUUCUUCUUCCGAUGAUUCCUGCUUUAAUUGGAAGCUACCUUCAAGAUAUCUUUGAAGUAUUCAGCCGUCUCGCUGCGUGGAACACCAACAAUCCUAACAAGUUGCCGGAGGUGCAUCUUUUACACCUGCAGGUGGGGUUGUAUACUCUGUUUCAUCGCUUAUAUGGGAUGUAUCCUUGCAAUUUCCUCUCGUACCUGCGUAAUGAAUACGGCCAGUGGGAGAACCUCGGCAUAUUUAGUCAUACGAUAAAGCCAAUGUUGGACACGGUUAAAAUGCAUCCUCUUCUAGUGACAGCCUCCAAAGAUGCAGAAAUUGCUACUUCCAGAUGGAUAAAGAUGGAGCACCAUGAUGUGAUUUUGGAAUGUGCAAAAUUUGCUGCAUUGGAUGCUAUGGAGAGACCUUGGGAAGAAGUCGGCCAUCAAGGCCUCCCGCCAUCAUUAUGGCCACGCUACAGUUUGGAACAUGGCAGCCUAGAGUCAGCAUAUCAACAUCAAAUUAAAGGAAAUGCAACCCUUAAUCUCACAAACAGCCAGAUGAUGCAGAAGGAAGAUUGGAGCCCCAGUGUGUUCUGUGGUAUUGUAACACCGCCACCCCAAGAAUCUGUUCCUACCUCCAUACCACAGACUCCAAAUUCACAGGGCUACAUUAUGAGUGCUUCCUUGCCGCACCAAGAAGGUUCAUCCCCUCCAGAAGCAGCUAUUGAAGCCACACCAGAAACAACUCCCAUAAAGGAUAUGAGGCAUUUGGGACGACACCCUCCAGUAAACUCGAGCGUACCACGAGCUCUCACAUCCUUCAGCAGCGGUAAGUGGGCAGGAGUUACAUCUGGCAGUUCGACACCCACUCAGUCUCAGCCCUCGUCCCCAAUGAAGAAGGAGCCGUCACCUUUCCGGUUCCCUCCGGAAGGCAACAUUUCUUCCAAGUCAGCAUUUGAGCAGCUGCGUCGGGAUUCUAUACCGUCGGCUUUUGAACGGCGUGACUCUUUGUUCUCGCAGAAAAUACAAAGGGUGCAGCAGGAUCGAGUUCAGGUGAUAGAUGCUUUAGCAGGUGAUAAACAGUCAACGUUGAAUCUUCGGUCCAAGACGUCAUCUGGGGUACAGCCUACUAGUCCUCUCCGUAGCAUUGCAAACGAAACGAGCAUACCCAAUAGUCCUGUACACAUGGAACCUACUGCCCCAGUUCCAGGAGGAAAGGAAUGGUUCGUUGCCAGGCCUGUGCCAGAAAAGAAUGGAUUUAUAUUUGAUUCUGCUGAUAUGACUGGAACGUCAUCGCAUGCUGAUACCUCGCAAGAAGAUCAAGAAGUUUUGGAAAUUGUGAGGCAGGGAGAGCAAUGGAGUAUAGACACACAACCGAAACAGAUGAGUACUUUGUCAUCAUCACAGAGGCAGUGUGAUAGCGUACUUCAGGAGAUCAACCCCCCUCAUGUGGAUGAUUAUGAAGAAUGCCAACAAGAGAGUGGUUCUCCUUGCAUGUCAGGUGGUCUCCACAUUCCCACUAGCCGUUCAAUGAGAGAAUUUGCUCGUCGGGUUCAUCAGCAGCAUCGCCAACGCUUUUACAGUCAGUGCACAUUGGAUACAAAGGGAUCAGGUUUAUCUGAUUUCAGCGCCGGUAGCAGCCCCGGCGAGGGUUCUGCCCUUUUCCACCAGGCUCAUGUUCGUCGAGCAAAUUCCUACCCUGAAAUGAAGAAGAGUCCAGUACUACCAGGAGCUGAUGCAAAUAUUGGUAAAAGUUUAGAUGAAAGAGAAGAACUGGAAGCAUCAGAAGGCAUAUUAAUUAAUCUUGGUGGUAACAAGCAUCUUUAUACAGUCAAUGGAAGUGAAGAUAAAAUUGCAAAAAUGUCUCAUGAUUCAAAGAAACAGAUGUCAACUGCAAGCACACAGACAGUAGAUCAUUGGAGUCCACUGCCAUAUGAGCAUUUGUUCUUGGGAGCCUUUCCUCCAGUAGAACAUGCUCAGAACCAAAAUGGAGAUGUGAAACCAAGCGUAGAACCAAGUCCGAUUCAAGUGUUUCAUCACAAUGAAUUAUUUACAAGGUGUUCUCCAUAUGACAUGCUGGACAUGUACAUUGAAACUGCUGUUCAAGGUCAUGCUAGGGAUGACAAAGAUGCCAAGAAAUCAAAAAUUCAAGGCUUGGAGGCCGAUUUAAAGACGGUGAACGAACAAGUAACAUUGCUUAAUAUCCAGUUGCAGUUUGAAAGGCACAGAAGAGAAGCUCAUGCCGAGAGAAACCGAAGACUGCUUGGAAAGUCUAGAUCAAAUAGAGCAUUAGAGGAACAUAAUUCUGCCCUGCGUGAUCAGUUGAGUCUGCUUCAGAAGGACAUCGAGAACUUGCACAAUGAACGUGAAAAGAAAAAGAAGGAACUACAUGUAACAGAACAGCAGUUACAAGAAAACGUUAAUUCUUGGCAAAAUCAGUGUAAUACUCUUCAGAAAGACAAAAAAGAUCUUAGGAGUAAAAAUGAAUUAUUAGAACAAGAACUGAAGCAAGCGAAGGAAAAGGUGGCAGCUGUUACAAAGGAAUUACAGACGGUGCAAUCAAAGUUAUUUGAAGUUGAAAAUGAAAUGCAGCAAGCAAUAGCUCAGGCGAGCGCUGGAGAACAGUUACGUGGGGAUAUGGAACAGUUACAGAAGGAGCUUAUUCUGAUGGGAGAGCUUCAGCAGAAGUACAGAGAUCAUUUCUCUCAGUUACCACUCCUCAGGCAUUAUGAAGAUGAAGUGUCACAUUUGCAAGACUCUUACUGCGAAGAAAUCAAAGGAAUUAACGAGAUGUUAGAAGCAAGGAACUCAGCUCUGGAAGCUGCAAAAGCUCGAAUUUCUGAACUGGAAUCUGUGAUGACACGACGAGACAUGAUUAUUGCCGAUCAGAAACGGGUCUUGAAACAGGUGAAGGAAGAAUAUCAAGAAAAACUGGAGUCAGUUGAAAGCAAGUAUCAGACCAGUCGCUCCAUCACACAAAGACUGGAAAGUCACAUAUUGGAACUGCAUCAUCAGUUGGAGUUGGCAGAGAACGCUAGCAAGGGGAAAAGUACGAGGUCACCAGAUAGCAGUGCAGCCCAGGAAGUCAGUGUCAGUUCUGCAGGGUCAGCAGACAAGUCAGCAGCACCAUCCAGUUUUAGCCCUCGUAGCUCACCAUUAUCAGAGUCCCUCACUUCAACUGAAGGUCCUCUUUCAGGAAUUUUGAGUGGCGAGGGUGUGGAAAUGAAGAAUUUACAGGUGAUAGUGGAUCAACAAGAACACGCUUCAACAGAUCAACGGCAACAGCCAGGAACAUCACAACAGUCGACCAAUAUGGACAUGACAGCUGCAGGUAACAGUACACCAGGGGAUGAAAGCUGAAGAGAACGAGAACCAGUCACAGCCAAGGUGAGUAUGGAGCGCUACCCACCGGAGCCACCGGAAAGCUCGAGCUUUGAUCUGGGCUACAUAAUAUUGCGUAUUAUCUGGCAAGUCUAGUUUUGAAGUUUCAUGGGUAAUACGGCGAAACGGUUUUCAGAAUUCAGCCUAGCUGCUUCUGAUAUCCAGGGCAUUUUGUUUUCAUAAGUGCAAGAAAUGAAAAAGCUUUACAAAUAUUUUUCAUAUGCCAGCUGAAGUGUGGGCCUUUAAUCUCCUUAAGGUGCUCAAGCCAUAUAUUUAUGUAAGCUAGAACAGAUUUUGUCACCAAAUAAAAAAAAAUUAUCAUUGUAAUAAUAUGUAGAAAUAUGGUUUUUGUUUGGUAACAAGUGUAAAAACAUUGUUCAAUAAAUUUUAAAACUGUAAUCAGCCUGGAAUUAUUGAUCAUCUGUCAGCUUGUUCAAUUCACAGUGUCAUAUUUGAUGGAUAAAUUUCAAUAUUUAGCAGUGUGAUUAAUCUGUUUGUCGGGUUCGUUGUGCAGUACGAGCAUAAAUAGCAAACAAAUGUUAUUUGUUAUGAUUUUAAUAUGCUGAAUAUAUGGUUUCGCACUGUCAUCUUUUAAUAUUCUGGCAUGAAAUAUGUAAUUUGCAAGUGCUCAGUGUUACAUUAAUACUCAUGAAAGUUUACUCUGUCUCCAUUGCUUGAUCCCAAAGUCAGACUCAGUUGUAUUUUUCAGGUAUUGUACCAAUUUGUAGCGCAUAUAUCCAUUAUUUUGUACGAAUGAAUGGUUUAGCCUGUGUAGUUAUGUUGAAAGAUACGCAGUUUGUUCUAUGUUCCGCGAAGCUAUAAUUCUGAAUCAAAUCAUAGCAUUAUUAUGUUGUUGUGGCUUAUGUAAUAUGUUCAGAAUGUGUAACUAUUUUACAGUGAAAUGUUAUUAAAUUCUUAAAGCAAUUUA
Messenger RNA from Zootermopsis nevadensis, 4932 nucleotides. RefSeq names its product tuberous sclerosis 1 protein hamartin (gene Tsc1). Lineage: Eukaryota; Metazoa; Arthropoda; Insecta; Blattodea; Termopsidae. Gene Ontology annotation, biological process: regulation of cell cycle; negative regulation of TOR signaling; negative regulation of cell population proliferation. The record is from RefSeq and is a predicted model, not a curated record. Gene Ontology annotation, cellular component: TSC1-TSC2 complex.